This is a messenger RNA of Tinamus guttatus (white-throated tinamou), 597 nucleotides long. It is a transcript of the gene RBP2, whose product is annotated as retinol binding protein 2. The record is from RefSeq and is a predicted model, not a curated record. Gene Ontology annotation, molecular function: lipid binding. NCBI's taxonomy places the organism in Eukaryota, Metazoa, Chordata, Aves, Tinamiformes, Tinamidae.
GUUCCCAGCCUCAUCUUUGGAUCUGACCGUGCUUUUAAGUGCCUGCCACCAUGCCUGCUGAUUACAAUGGGACGUGGGAAAUGGAAUCCAAUGAGAACUUUGAAGGCUACAUGGUUGCUUUAGAUAUUGAUUUUGCAACUCGUAAAAUUGCGAAGCACUUGAAACAAACAAAGGAGAUUAUUCAAGAUGGAGACAAUUUUAAAACAAAAACACUCAGCACUUUCAGAAACUAUGAAGUGAACUUCACUGUGGGAGUGGAAUUUGAAGAACAUACCAAAGGACUCGAUAACCGAGUGGUAAAGACACUAGUGACCUGGAAUGGUGACCAAAUCGUGGGUGUUCAGAAAGGUGAAAAGAAUAACAGAGGCUGGAAGCACUGGAUUGAAGGAGACAGACUUUAUCUGGAACUGACAUGUGAAGACCAGGUGUGCCGUCAGGUAUUUAAGAAGAAAAACUAAACCCGACCAGAAACACUUCCAGAUCUUCAUCAUACUGUUUUGCAGUUAUGCUCUGUCUAAAAAAAGAACCAAACUAGAUUUGUAAUAGUUCUUUGACACUGUGUUAAUGCAUUUUUAUGCAUGCUUCUGGAGAUAAACA